UGUAGACAGUUGAAAUUUAUAAGAUUCGUUGCGUGCAUAAAAAAGCAUAGCAUGAACGAUAAGCUAAAUAAAUCACAUUAUAUGCGGAUAAAUCCGGAAAUUGUUCAUAAAAUAUAUUGAUAAACAUCAUUUAAAUAACACGGAAGUUGACUUGCACUGACUCCCGUUUCAGAAGUACGUUAUUGCAAGUCUUCGUUCAAAGGUGUCCUCUGCAAUGAUGGAAGGUGCCUCAAAAAGUGAUGCCACACCACAGACGGCUGUUGCUGCACAAGUUCCGUUCAUCGACCUCUGCACAGUUCUGGAGAACAUCCAAAAGACCAAACUCCGACCAGACAAAGGCAAAAUUCUAAAGGAUUUUAUUGAUUCUUGGAGGAACUUCCAUGCAGCACUUCACAAGGACAAUUCCAAUACCACAGAUUCAUUUUACGCAGCCAUGCGUCUUAUUGUGCCUCAAUUUGAACGAGAGCGAAUGGCUUACGGUAUAAAAGAAAACAUGCUUGCCAAACUAUAUAUUGAAGUUUUAGGCCUGCCUAAAAAUGGACCUGACGCAAACAAACUCCUAAAUUAUAGAACUCCAACCACAAGUCAAGGAGAAGCAGGUGACUUUGCCCUUAUGGCCUACUUCGUCCUGAAAAAAAGGUGUACAAGUCAGGGGAAUUUAAGCAUUAAAGAAGUCAAUGACUUCUUGGAUUCCGUAGCUAUCAACAAUGCCAGCAAACAGAAGGAUCAAGUGAAGAAAAGCCUUUUGCAUCUGAUAACCCAGAGUUCAGCUUUGGAACAGAAGUGGCUCAUUAGAAUGAUCCUCAAGGACAUGAAACUUGGCAUUAGCAAGGAGACAGUACUUCAGGUUUUCCAUCCAGAUGCACCAGAACUCUACAAUGUCACCACAGAUCUGAAUAAAGUCUGCCGACAGCUUCAUGAUCCAUCUGUGUCCCUCAGUGAGGUCUCCAUCGAUCUGUUUUCUGCUUUUAAACCAAUGCUGGCUGCUGUUGCCAACAUCAGACUGAUAGAGAAGCAAAUGGGCAACCGGACAUUCUAUAUUGAGACAAAGUUUGAUGGUGAGCGCAUUCAGCUGCACAAAGCUGGAGAUGUUUACAAAUACUAUACCAGGAACUCUUAUGAGUACACGCAACAGUUUGGGGCCUCUCCACUAGAGGGCUCCCUCACACCAUACAUUCACAACGUCUUCAAACCUCAUGUGGUAAACUGCAUAUUGGAUGGAGAGAUGAUGGCUUAUAACCCUACAACUGAGACCUUCAUGCAGAAGGGCAGUAAGUUUGAUAUUAAAAGGCUGAUGGAUGACUCUGAUUUGCAAACCUGCUUUUGCGUAUUUGAUGUCUUGUUAGUAAACAAUCAGAAGUUUGCAAAUGAGCCUCUCAAGAAGCGCUACGAAAUUCUUGAGACUGUCUUAACACCGAUCAAAGGUCGUAUCCAGUUGGUCACAAAAUCUGAAGGCAAAACCAUGCAAGAAGUGGUGAAUUCUCUCAAUGAGGCCAUUGACAAUCUGGAAGAGGGGAUUAUGGUUAAGGAUCCCAUGUCCAUCUACAAACCAGAUAAACGGGGCGAAGGAUGGGUGAAAAUUAAGCCUGAAUAUGUAGAUGGUCUGAUGGAUGAGCUUGAUCUGCUGAUAGUGGGAGGCUACUGGGGUAAAGGCAGGAGAAGCGGGAUGCUCUCUCAUUUUCUGUGUGCGGUAGCAGAGGUGCCGAGUCCAGGGGAGAAGCCCACAGUGUUCCACACCCUCUGCCGCAUUGGAUCAGGCUACACUAUGAAAGAACUGUACGAUCUUGGUCUGAAGUUGGCCAAACAUUGGAAAGUUUACAACAGAAAUAAUCCUCCAGCUGCCAUCUUGUGUGGAACAGAAAAACCAGAGGUUUACAUAGAACCACGCAACUCAGUGAUCAUACAAGUCAAAGCGGCAGAGAUCGUCUCUAGUGAAAUGUAUAAGACCAACUGCACAUUACGCUUCCCAAGAAUAGAAAGAAUCAGAGAAGACAAAGAGUGGUAUCAGUGCAUGACCUUGGCUGAACUGAGCCAGUUCCGCUCCAGAGCUUCUGGAAAGCUGGCAUCCAGACAUCUACAUAUCCAAGAGGACCAGCCUGAAAAGAAGAAGCACAAGUUCGUAGCCAAGCCCAAGAAGACAAUCGGAGUCAUUGACCACUUUAAAUCUCAGGAUUUAUCAGCGGUCACCAAAGAGACGGAUAUGUUUGAAGAUGUGGAGUUUUGUGUGAUAAAUGGCAAUGAUGAACAUUCCAAGGCAGAGCUUGAGAAAGUUGUGGCCCGCUGUGGAGGCAUUGUUGUGCAGAACCCUGGGAAAGACACAUACUGUGUGAUUGCAGCUGCGCACAACAUGAGAGUAAAGAACCUCAUCUCCUCAGACCAACAUGAUGUGGUGUGGGCUACUUGGCUGCUGGAGUGUCUGGAAAAUAAGCAGGUUAUACCCUGGCAACCACGUCACAUGAUCCACAUGUCACCUUCCACCAGGGACCACUUUGCUAAAGAGUAUGAUCAGUAUGGAGACAGUUAUUAUGUUGACACUGAUGAACAACAGCUGAGGGAAGUCUUUGAAAGGAUUGGCCCCACAGAAGCUGAGUGUUCGUCUGUGGCACAGAUAGAAGCAGAGAAUGCCUGGGAUGACUUGCCCACUAGCAUUUUUAGGCCUUGCACUGCAUACUUUGACCGGUGUGCUGACCUUGGAGAUCCAAAAACCAUCAUACGGGGUACAAGUUUGGACACGCGUGCCUUAGAAUUCCGAUUCCAUGGUGGUACUGUUGUGGAGAAACUGAAGGAAGGAAUCUCGCAUGUCAUAGUAGAAAGUGAAAGAAGAACUCUGGACUUGAAGACGUUGAGGCGACUUUAUGCUAAGAAGUUCAAAAUUGUUCGAGAAUCUUGGGUGACCGAUUCUAUCAAAGCAGGCCAUGUAGAGGAUGAGACUGCCUACUUAAUAUAACCAUGAAGGCUACUACACAAACUAUAACACUGGAAGAUUGUGGUGUUUUAAUACUAGCUGUAAUAAACUACACUGGAUAACCAUUAGUUGCAUUAAAGGUAACCAUUUAAAAAUAUAUAUAAAAUGAUGGGACUGGAAAGGAUUACAGUUUGAAUUAUAAGGAGAAUAAUUUACUGUUGAAAGUACAUCAGUACCUUUUUAAAGUUUGUCAUAUGUCUCUGAUUUAAAGCACUAAGUAAGACUGAGUUUGAUUUAAAGUACUGAGAAAAAUUUUACAGGUGGAAACAACGUCUUUUGGAGAAAAAAAACCUUUAUUUUUCUUACGCUGUGUUUUGUUCUAAAUAAAAAUGUCAAAAUUAUAGGAUGUACUGUAUUAAAUGGGGUGGUUAUAACAUAAUGGUUAAGAAUCUUAGCCUUUAUAUGUCACCCUAUUAAUUACAUUGAUGUUACUGUACAAUUAGUUACAUAAGAUGGAAAUUAUAUGCAA
Sinocyclocheilus rhinocerous is the source of this 3434-nucleotide messenger RNA. RefSeq names its product ligase IV, DNA, ATP-dependent (gene lig4). The record is from RefSeq and is a predicted model, not a curated record. Lineage: Eukaryota; Metazoa; Chordata; Actinopteri; Cypriniformes; Cyprinidae. The transcript is spliced from 2 exons. Gene Ontology annotation, biological process: nucleotide-excision repair, DNA gap filling; immunoglobulin V(D)J recombination; DNA biosynthetic process. Gene Ontology annotation, cellular component: DNA ligase IV complex; DNA-dependent protein kinase-DNA ligase 4 complex. The coding region runs from base 215 to 2947 and encodes 910 amino acids. Gene Ontology annotation, molecular function: DNA binding; DNA ligase (ATP) activity; ATP binding.